Messenger RNA from Glycine soja, 848 nucleotides. Its product is annotated as WEB family protein At3g51220. The transcript has a single exon. NCBI's taxonomy places the organism in Eukaryota, Viridiplantae, Streptophyta, Magnoliopsida, Fabales, Fabaceae. Bases 64 to 699 code for a protein of 211 amino acids. The record is from RefSeq and is a predicted model, not a curated record.
CAAUGAUCCUCAAAUAUUACUUACACCCUCCAUCUCCAAAAUUCUUUCUCAUCCAUUCCAACAAUGGAUUUCAGCUCCACCGUCGACACUUCUCGUCCUUUCACCUCCGUCAAAGAAGCCGUCGCCAUAUUUGGCGAACGCCUUCUCCUCGGAGAAAUCUACUCUCCAAUAAAGAGAGAAUCAUCAUGGAGGCUGUCAUCACCAUCACCAUCACCUUCAUCAAGACCAAUGAAAACUGAUGAAGAGAAUAACAACAAUAACAAUGGCCAGCUUGCUGAUAUAAUAAAGAAGCUGGAGGCGGAGCUUGAGCAAACAAAGGUGGAGCUGAAGCUGUUGAAGGAAAGAGGGAGCGAAACGGAGGUGGCAUUGGCAACGCUCAACGCAGAGCUUCACAAGAACAUGUCCAAGUUGGCUCAGGCCGAGGCCACGGCGGCGGGGAAGGCGGCGACAACAAAGACGGUGAGGUUUGAGAUCAGCGAAGAUAGAAAGGAUGGAACAGUAGAGAAGAAAAAAGAGUCACAAAGUUUGUCUCACAUGCUGAGUCUUGGAGAAAAAGAUCAUCUUUUCGGAGGGAAAAAGGGUAAAAAACAGAAACAGAAACAGAAACCUAUCAUCCCUCUCGUGGGGGAUUUGUUUUUCAAGAGAAAAUCAUCUUCUACAACUAGUCACCAUAAUCCUCUUUACGCUUCUCCUUUUUAAUCUAUGUAUGUGUUGUUUCUGCUAUGUGUGUCUUUCUUUUUUUCGUGGCCUUGGGUUCGGAUUAUGUCUUCUAUUGUUUGUAAAAAAUUUAAGUUGGUAUGUAUCUAGUAUCCACGUAAAAUCCAUGGUUUAUAUUUUUUCUGGCUUUA